Varroa destructor (honeybee mite) is the source of this 7215-nucleotide messenger RNA. RefSeq names its product dynamin-binding protein-like. Gene Ontology annotation, molecular function: guanyl-nucleotide exchange factor activity; protein binding. The record is from RefSeq and is a predicted model, not a curated record. Lineage: Eukaryota; Metazoa; Arthropoda; Arachnida; Mesostigmata; Varroidae. Gene Ontology annotation, cellular component: cytoplasm. Gene Ontology annotation, biological process: intracellular signal transduction.
UCUGCAGAGAGCGCAGCUCUCAGCUGACUUUCUAGCUGAGUGACAUCUAAUCGAACGCGGUAUCUUCGUAGUGGUCCUAGAGUUGAGACGAAGUAGAAAGAGGACAUGUAAAUGUUAUUCUAUACAUAUAUUCUGUGCAAGUGCAUUUGUUUUUUGUGAAACCUAUGGAGGACAAGUACAUGUGAACAGCUGCUAGUGCGCCGUUAGACAGCCAGUGAUUAAGCCAACUAUUAUAGGCUUCCUGAAGAAAAAAAGAAGGGUCAGUGCAAACACAUAUAAAGAUUUACACCAACUCUUAAAUCUAUCAGAGGAAUGACGUAUCAUAUCCAUAGUGAUUAAGCAUUCGUGCAGCUUAAAAUCAACUUGUCAUGAGAGCCAUCCCGUGAAAGGGACAGAUUGCACACCAAAAACAAAUUAAUCCUGCCUAUUGAUUUCUUAUUUCUGGGUUUUGUGGUUUACGCACCGGUAGAUUAACUAAGGGUACAAAGGCUAGACGGGCUGCCUGCUUGUUAAGGGGUGACUAAAGCAGCAAAUGGACGUCGGCUCGCUGGUGAUCGUCACGCAAGACUUCAUCUCAGAGCUCGAAGAGGAGCUCUCGUUGUUCGCCGGUGACAUCGUACAGAUUCGAGAGAUAAUAGACAAACUUUGGUUUCGCGGUGAAUGCAACGGAGCCAAGGGCAAGUUUCCACGUAGCUACGUACGCGAGAAAUCGUUACCAGCAUCAUGGGGACUCCGUGCGCAAAAUCAAACCUGGCGCCUUUUUGCAGCUCUGGCCGAUUUUGCUGCGACAGAGGACGGCGAUCUGGGGUUCAGCAAAGGGGAUUUGUUGAUUGGUAAGGAAAAACUGGACUCAAACUGGUGGCGUGCCGAAAAUUCGGAUGGGCGACAUGGUAUUGUACCGGUAUCGCACGUCUGGCCAAUCGAUACUCAGCGUCUACCUAAGGAGGAGGAUGCUAAAGUUAACCGGCGCGCGCGUGUGAUCCUGACAAUGACCGCUCAACUCGGCGACGAAUUAGACCUCGUUAAAGAUGAGAUCGUUACUGUUCGAAGGAUCAUCGAUCGCGACUGGUAUUGGGGAGAAAAUGACUCAGGGUGCCAGGGUCGCUUCCCCAAGGGCUUUGUGACGCUCCUGGAGGAGCGCGUGGCGGAGACCCCUAGCGAAGAUCAGCCGCCUUCAUUCGAAGAAUGCGUACAGUCACCUAAAUCUCAAGCAUCACAUCAAUCUCAACAAUCGAACGACUCCAAGCAGUUAAAAGUCUCAUCUUUGUCCACAAAGCAGCAUCAAAAACAGUCGGGUCAACAGCAAAAAAUGGACGGAGGAGGAGCAGAGGAAGAGGAAGGGCAGACAAGGACAAGUGCAGUUGUAGCUUCUGAGAUUGCCGGGAAGACGUGCCAAAUGGUCCACCAAGAAUCCUCGACAGAUACUACAUACCAAAACCUAAGGGAGGUCUUAGUUGAAGCAGAUGAAGGCGAAGGGUACGGAGGUGCAAACGGUAUCCAACCGUAUGCGAGAACUAAAUACAAGUUUACCUCUCAGUAUCCAAACGAGCUGUCGUUCGAUGUAGGACAAAUUGUGCAAUUAAUACGGCAUGUAGAUGACGAGUGGACUGAGGGAGAACACAAGGGACAGGUGGGGUUAUUCCCCACUGAAUACGUGGACAUCAUUGUCGACGUAGCGCACGACUUACCGUCGAUUGCAGGGACGUUAGCUAAAGCGCUUUAUGACUUUGAUAGCGGAGUAGUAGGAGAUCUUCAUUUAAAGGAGGGCGAGGUUGUGGUUAUAUUGGAUAAGAUCAGCGAUGACUGGUACAAGGCGAGAAACUCCCAAGGAGAUAUCGGCAUUUGCCCAGUUAACUAUGUGCAGGAAAUUGAUUCAGUUGCCAUAGUUCCACCAGCGUUGACAUCGCUUGGGGCAGUGGCAUCUACGACAACAGCUGGCGGUUUAACAUCAGCUUCACUGCCUCUCGAGGCCAUAACGUCACUUGGACAACAGCAUGUCAUUUCAUGGCUCGCCACAUCAAGCCCGCCAGCGGCGCCGUCGGUUGUUAGCUCGGACUCAGGAGGAGAUCCAAAGUCGGUGACAGCGACCACCGGCGCACUAAAGGAAAGAAAGGAGCGUCGAGACAAAGACGGCAAAGAUCGAGGGGGGGAUCAACGAGAACGGGAAGUUCGUUCGCAGGCGUCCACCCCUGAGGAGGAAGAUUUUUCAUGGGAUUUUGGUUCGCCUGAUCACGAGAAUUACGAACCCCAUCGACAUCUUGCAGGGCGGCCAUCGCUGGUUAGCUUUACACCACUUGUGCCUCUCGUGCCUGCGGUUCCUGUUGUUAGCGGUAAAACCGCGCAAUCUUUGCCACUUGGAACUGCAGAGCUGUUAUUAAGUCCCGCCGAUUCUGUGGGUGAUAAAACAAAGCCGCCGCAGUUAGUUCCGGCGCGCCCGCCACCCCCUCCUCCGACUCCUCCAAUGCCGACUGGCGCAGGGAAACAAUCAGACAUUGCUGCAGCUUCUCUGGCAAAGGUCGCUUUGGCCGAUAGCCAACAACAUGCACCACAAAGGCCUGCUCCACCGGUGCCGAUGACAGUUUCAAGCCGUUACGAGAACUGCGUUGACCCAUCUGACAAUGCUGCCCAGACAGCGGCUCGUGCACUUCUUGAGCAACAGCAUCGAGAAGAUAAUCGCGUUCGGAAGCAACGGGAACAGCGGCAGUGCGUCAUUACUGAAAUGAUUCAAACAGAAAGGGACUACAACCAAGAUCUGCGGCUGUGUUUUGACACGUUCCUCAAGGACCCCAUGCAAGCGAGGCGGCUCGGCAUAGACACGGUAACAUUAUUUGGAAAUCUAGACGAAGUUAUUGAGGUCUCAUCUCAGUUACUAGCCCGAAUGGAAACAGAGCAAAAACGAAUGGAGGAUGAACAGCGUGUAGGAGCCUGCUUUGGUGAACUCGUUGCCCGCCUUCAAGACAUCUAUUCACACUAUUGUCGAAAUCACGAUGAUGUAUCCGGCCUGCUGGCCAGGUACGAGCGAGACGCCGACAUCAAUCGGUUUCUUCAAAAUGGUAUCAGCGAAAUGCAACGUACAAACAACUGUUUUGAUCUGGCAUCGGUUCUCAUCAAACCUGUGCAACGCAUCCUUAAAUAUCCACUGCUAAUUAAUGAACUCGAGAAAGCUACUGAGGACGCUCAUCCAGACAAACAGCUGUUAUUGCAAGCAAUGGACGACAUGGCAAGGGUGGCAACCGAUAUCAACGAAGUGAAGCGCCGAAAGGAUCUUGUUUCGAAGUACCGUUCGAACCCUGAGGCCAGCCUCAGUCAAAGGUUGUCCAAAUUGAACCUUCAUUCUGUGAUGAAGAAGUCUACACGACUCACAGUUAAAAUGUCCAGCUCACUUGGCUUCACCACUGUUGUACGUGACGAAGAUUUUGAGCGCGAAGAGCAUCGAUUUAUUUUGGUAGAAAAAAGCAUCAAGAACUUUCUUAAGAGUAUGCGGACGUUUUGUGACCAACUGCAAGAGUGUUUGAAAGUUGGACUUCAACUGGCCGAAGAUAUUUGUGACUUUCAUGCCGAACGUUGCAAUCUGCCCGAAGUAGACGGGUUCCGGAUGGCGCAGCACGCUAUUUAUGCCGAAUAUUGGACGGAAUUUAUUCGAAACAUCGAAAAGCAUGUUGUCGAAAUUCUGCAGAGUGCACUCGAAAUGCUGGCAGCUCCACACAAGAUCAUCGCAAAACGCGAACACAAACUCUUGGAUCUGGCGGCCUGUACAGCCCGCACCGAGAAGAACCGAGAUGCGACAAGACACAAGGCUUUCGAAGAGGAAGAACAAAGUGCGCGGAACACUUACAAUGCUCUUAAUAGCCAACUACUCGACGAACUGCCACGGCUCUGCAGCCUCAGUAGUGAUCUAUUGGGCAGCUGUGUAGAUUCGUUCCUUCGUGCACGCAAACUACUUAUCGGCCGAAUCACAAGCCAACUGCUUGAACUUUGCGAACUGACCGGAGUGAAGGAUUCACCGAGUGACGUGCUUGAUACGUUUGAGCAUAAACACCGUGCCGCUUUGCAAACGUUUAGCGCUUUCUCAAUGCUACAACCUAAUCUUUCCGGCAACCCCUUCAAGAUGGACUCAUUUACCAAGGGAAGCAAUUUUCUCAGGAAGUCGUUCAACGACAAACAUGGGGUGGCUCUAGACCUCGUUCCACAGACUGACGCCCACCGACAGUGGCUAAAGCAGGAGUACGGGGACAAUGUGUACACCGUCGCUCUAACAAUACAAACGAGUGAUCCUAAUGAGAUAUCUCUUAACAAAGGCGAUCUCGUUGGACUGCUCCGUUCGGCAGACCCGUCUGGAAACCCGAUGCGUUGGUUUGUCGAUAAUGGUCGCUGCAAAGGUCUUAUUGCAAGUAAACACCUUCUCAGGGACGGCCAUAACCGAGUGGUCACGAGUGGUGGACACGCAGUGUCCAGCAGCGGUAGCAGUUUCACUUAUUCGACUGCGGUUGCGAACGCUUCGAUGGUGAUGGCUGUUCCCGGAGUGACCUCGGCCAAUGGCGGAGCUGCGCGGCCGACCUCAGGUUCGUUCGCGACAAAUCGAGCCACACCAGUGAGACCCACAUCACUGACGAGCAAUGGCACAUCUGUUACUGCUCCUACUCCGGCAGCAUCCGCAGGAAUCGCAGCGCCAAUAGCGUUGGGAAACAGCGUAAAUAAGCACCAAGCGGAACUCAGUACCCUGUUCAACAACGCUGUCGGUGCUUCCGCCGAUGGCGUUUCUGGCGCGGCCAACAUUUCAGCGGUAUCUGCUGGUAACAAUGUCAAAACCUAUUCAAACGGAAAUGCAUUAUACGGUAACGUAGAAUCUGCGCUCGGCCUUAGCGAUGUCGCACCCCGGGCGUCCGUCGAGGCGCAGUCACUUCAACGACAGAGCGAACGGAACGCCCGGACCUUAGCGGCCGUCAAUGGUGAGGGUGUCAAGGUGCUGUCAAUCUACCCAUCGCAACUGCCUUUGCAGCCUUCGAAACGCGUAGUGAAUCCGGUAAUCAGUAAUUUGCCUAAUCGCAGUAACCAGAGCGGGGGGCCAAAUAUUCCCGCCACCAAUGCACCCACGUCUCAAACAUCCGCCUCUCAGGCCGUCGGUACAAAACGGCUCCAUAAGCCUUUACCGGCUUUACCCGUGAAAGAACAGGACAACGUGUAUUCAAACCUGGAUGCACUCGACAACUGUGAUAUACAGCCGCAACAGGAACGACGACAACAAAUGCAGCAACCUAAGCACGAUCCACAUUCACUGAUCGAUGUUCGUCAGAGGCUCGAAGAGUAUUAUUACGCUCUCUAUAAGCUCGAUGAAGUCGGACCUGGUCAGCUUCCACUUGCACAAGGUCAAGUGGUGCUUGUGAUCUUCACAUGCGACCUUGAAAACAACUCUGAGUGGUGGUUUGUUGAAGAUCGCUAUGGUAAACAGGGAUACGUGCCCGCUUCAUACCUCCGAAAAUACAAAAUGCCCUAGAAGGCUUGCGGCCGGUGAUCUAUCUGAAAGAAUCAAUCCCAUGCAGUCGUACUGCAGUGAAUCAGAAAAAAAUAUCGAAGUUCGCCUCGGGCGUCGAGAAUCUUUUACAAAGAGUGAACUAUGAAAAAGAGACAUGUGGGUCAGCGCAUAAGAGAGAUGUGGGUCAUUAGAAAAUAUUCAACAUAAUAAGAAAUAAAUGUUGAAUUGAGAUAGCUAUAGGGGCUGCAGUUUAAGAGCAGAAAGUAGUAAGUGCCCAAACCAAAAAAAAAAGACCGUAUUCUGCACAACUGGUGCAUAACAGCCAAGAGGUGCCUCUAUGCUUUGCUUGACGGCCAUUUAGUGUUUAGUUAAACAACGAAUUUAGAGUCAACGUGACGAAAAACAUAGCAACGAGCUGUUAAACACAAACGAAGUCAAGACAACUUCCGUGUCGUUUAAACAAGUCAAGUAAGCGAAGAUGAUGCUAGCUAGCUAGCUUUAGCAAAGAUAUAUGCGUUGGAUAUACUAGUUUUCUUUUUUAUAUUUUGUUAUAGCCAUUGUAGGAUACACACACAGUGCACUUGAAAAUAUCAGAUUUAAAUCACUAUUUAGAAGAACACACACAUAUAUAUAUAUAUAUAUAUAUAUAUAUAUAUAUAUAUAUGAUGUGCAAGGACUGAUCUGGCUCGAUUGUUGGGUUCUGGCCAUCCUGUGGCCACAGAAGGCCAACCCUGAGUCGGUCAGUCGUGACAACCUUCCAUUGAGUAUCGAAAGUUUGCCCCCGUAGAAGAGCGAAACUUGGUUUAGAAUAUGUUCAGGUAGUUUCAGAGCGUUCGACAAACUAGAGGCAAACGUCACGUAAGGAAGGGCCGCAGAAAGGUGUUGUGUCAAGACUUCGCGGGUGAUCCUUAAAUCUACUAAGUUCUACCCAUGACGUGCUUGUUCUGUCUACACGAACUAAGAACGAAGCACGACGACAACAAAAAUGAGGGGAAAAAUAGCGAAUUAAAUUUUCAGGACCGUCCAUCUUCUUAAGUGCACUGAUUGCAUGUGGGGAUUUUAGCAGUGGAACUCAGGAAUAGUCAAUUGUGAACAAUGAAACUACGUUAUCGGAGAAAAUGUAGUCUUCUAAAUUUGCAAAAUCAACUGUAACAUAUAAAGCUUUUAGUUACAAAUAAUGGAAAAGCACUAAAGGAGCUCCUGGAGAUCAAAUCAAUACUGUGACAAAUAGAUACCGUUAGUGUGUAUUAGUGGCAGGAGACUACAGGCCAUUGGCAUUUAUUCAAAGUAUCACGCUAUCGGACGAUAAGUCACAGUUGGCAACCAAAAACUACCAGCUUAGCAACGCGGAAAAGAGCAGUUACAGAACGGCGAUUUCAUGGCGCGUAUCAUAAGGCCGAGAUAUUGGUGAUCACUGUCGGCCUUGAAAUAGGAUAGCGAAAAAUUAAUUAAUGACAAUGAUGACGGUUAUGAUGAAAACAAUCACUGGGGAGUAAGGAAAAGCAAAGGUUAAAACAUCUCUAGCCUUUAGUGCUGCCGCUGUGCUUCAACGACGGGACGAAGUCUCAUUAAACAUACUGUUGUAUUAUAGGCAAUGUUUAGUUAUACUGACAGGGAGUGAUUACAUAACGGAAUUCUAGAAUUCAUGCAAGAUUAACAUAACGGUCCUGAAAACACCUAUCAAUUAUAUAAUAUAUAAGAAAAAGUUGAAAGUAAUAAAAAAAACAUAAUCCUAAAGCUAA